AAACUGGGAGAUGGCCUACACCGAGAACGGGGAACUGUACUUCAUAGACACGGCAAAGACUCUCCACCAGGACAUGGCUGUGUGUUUUCAGAGCUUCCACAACACAAAGACCACAUCCUGGCUGGAUCCUCGGUGUAGAGACAAAGCCCCCCGGCCUCUGGAAGAGUGUGAUGAUGAUGAAGAAGGGAUACAUACAGAAGACCUGGAGAGUGAUCUAGAGCUGCCUCCAGGAUGGGAGAGAAUAGAUGACCCGGUGUAUGGAGUGUAUUAUGUUGACCAUAUAAACAGGAAGACCCAGUAUGAGAACCCAGUGUUGGAGGCGCGGCGUCAAAAAAUCCUGGAACAGCAGCAACCGCCGCAGCCUCCAGAAGGUGAGCGGUAUAUCCGAGAGUGGAUAGAGGAACACUCAUCAGCAGCAGCUCCACUGGCAAGCUAUGCUCCAAACCACCUGGAGACCUACAGGGACCCUCAGGUCCCACCUGCUCUACCUCCUGGCCCUGUUGGAGUUAAGAGAGGGAAACCUUUCUUCACCAGAAAUCCUGCAGAGCUGAAAGGAACCUUCAUCAAUACCAAGUUGAAGAAAAGCCGCCGUGGAUUCGGCUUCACAGUAGUUGGAGGUGAUGAGCCCGAUGAGUUCCUGCAGAUCAAAAGUCUGGUGCUGGACGGGCCUGCAGCUGUGGAUGGCAAAAUGGAGACAGGCGACGUAAUCGUCAGUGUGAAUGACACCAUCGUGCUGGGCUACACUCAUGCACAGGUGGUGAAGAUUUUCCAGUCCAUCCCUAUCGGCUCAAUGGUGGACCUAUCCUUAUGCCGUGGCUAUCCGCUGCCAUUUGACCCCGAUGACCCCAACACCAGCCUAGUGACAUCUGUGGCGAUCUUGGAUAAAGAGCCAAUCAUUGUCAAUGGACAAGAGACUUUUGACGCACCCACCAAUCAGGCCGGACCCAUCAAUGGAAUGCGAGAGCCACGGCCGCACAGCCCCAUGGCCGAGGUAGCCUCCAAUGGUUCACACGGCUACUCCAGUGAUGUGGUCACCCUGGCUUCAGCCAUUGCCACUCAGCCAGAGCUGAUCACCAUCCACAUGGAGAAGGGAGACAAAGGGUUUGGGUUCACCAUCGCUGACAGUCUGACGGGAGGCGGACAGAGGGUCAAGCAGAUAGUGGACUAUCCAAGGUGCCGUGGCCUGAAAGAGGGGGACAUCUUGAUGGAGGUCAACAAGAGAAAUGUCCAGAAUAUGAGCCACAACCAAGUGGUGGAUCUGCUCAGCAAAUGUCCGAGAGGCAGUGAAGUCACCAUGUUAGUGCAAAGAGAAAACCUGGAGGAAGGACUAUUCACUCAAUCUGCGUGGGCUCAGCUUGGAGUCACCAAAGCCACAGCCUCAGCAGCUCAGAGAAGCGUGGUGCCAGCCAAGAGAAGCCCAAAGCUGGUGCACCAGUUAGAGAGAAAGGACAGUCAGAGCAGCUCCCAGCACAGCGUGUGCAGCCAUCGCAGCGCCCACACUGACUCUCCUAGCCACCCACCCUCUGCCAUGCCCAGUGAGGCGGUGGUCCCAACUCCAGCAGCUCCUACACAGCCUCUGCCGGUCUUGCCCCCCCAGGACCCUGCAGAUGGCACUCUCACCCUCCAGAAGAAGCCAGACCCUUUCAAGAUCUGGGCCCAGUCCAGGAGCAUGUAUGAAAGUCGACUGCCAGAUUGCCAGGAGCAAGACAUUUUCCUGUGGCGAAAGGAUACUGGUUUUGGCUUCCGCAUUUUGGGAGGAAAUGAGCCUGGAGAACCUAUCUACAUUGGGCACAUAGUGAAGUACGGGGCUGCAGAUGAAGAUGGCCGCUUGCGGUCUGGUGAUGAGCUCAUCUGUGUGGACGGCACAGCGGUAGUGGGAAAGUCACACCAGCUGGUGGUUCAGCUGAUGCAGCAGGCUGCCAAACAGGGUCAUGUCAACCUCACGGUCAGACGCAAGACCCCCGGAUACGGAGUGUCAAAGGGAGAAGGUGACGUUCCCCCAUCGCCGGCCUCCUCACACCACAGCAGCACGCAGGCUCCCAGCCUAACAGAAGGCAAGCGGACCCCUCAGGGGAGUCAGAACUCACUGAACACAGUCAGUUCUGGCAGUGGAUCUACCAGCGGCAUAGGCAGUGGUGGUGGAGGCGGCAGCGGGAGCGCUGUGAUUCCGGCCUCUCUGCAGCCUUACGACGUGGAGAUCCAGCGGGGAGAAAACGAAGGAUUCGGUUUUGUGAUUGUGUCGUCCGUCUCCCGGCCUGAUGCUGGCACCACAUUCGGCCGCAUCAUAGAGGGCAGCCCGGCAGACCGCUGUGGGAAGCUGAAGGUCGGGGACCGGAUUCUGGCCGUUAACGGUUGCUCCAUCACGAACAAGUCGCACUCAGACAUUGUCAACCUGAUCAAGGAGGCUGGCAACACCGUCGCGCUCCGGAUCAUUCCGGGCGAUGAAUCUUCCAAUGCUUCUCUGCUGACUAAUGCAGAGAAAAUAGCUACCAUAACCACCACACACACACCUCAGACCACAGAGUUAAGGAAUCAUUCGAAGUCAAAAGGUGCUCCUCCUCCACCUCCUUCACAAACUCAAAUGCAGGACGCCGAGUACUAUUCCGUGGACCUGGAGAGGGACAGCAAAGGAUUUGGCUUCAGUCUAAGAGGAGGCCGGGAGUAUAACAUGGACCUUUACGUGCUGAGACUAGCCGAAGAUGGGGCUGCUGUCAGAAACGGCAAGAUGAGGGUGGGAGAUGAGAUUCUGGAGAUUAACGGUGAGAGCACAAAGAACAUGAAGCAUUCACGAGCCAUUGAACUGAUCAAGAACGGAGGUCGGAGGGCGCGGCUUGUCCUGAAGAGAGGCGAUGGAUCAGUACCUGAAUAUGCGAUGAUGGCUCCUCAUCUCGCUGUUGGUACAUUGAGGAAUGACAAGAUGGGAGAGCCCUGUUUCUACCUAAUGGGCCAAAAUCAGACAACGACGGCAGCAGUGACGGGCACCCUCCCGCACCCAGGGCACAAAACACUCCGGAAGUGAGAACGUUGCCACCAAAAAGUCGAUACCACACCUCAUUGGAGUCCAGUUAUCCACCAGACCUUCACAAACCAUCACGCCUGGAGGAGGCGGCACGUGGCCGAGGUAUGGACAAAAACAGGGACUGGGCUGGCUCGGAUCUGAUGGACUUCCACGGCCGGCAGUUUAAUCCCCAUUAUCAUCACACCUGGAAUAACAGUCACAGUCAAAGUACCCUCCGACAGCAGUCUCCCGACAGCAGCGCUGGCAACAAGAAGAGCCGAGGCCGCAAAGUCAAGAAGUCUGAAUCGGAGAGUGGUAUCUCCAAGCUCCUGAAAACUCUGAGGAAGGACAACUCGGGAAAGAAGGCUGCUGCUGCCGAAAAACUGCGGGGUCGAGAGCUCUCGAGCAGCAGUUCUACCCUGGACAGAAGGUUUCAGUUGCACCGUCAUGGCUCCCUCGACCGCUCACCAACCAGGAAGCGCAACUCGUCACCAGAUCGUCGGCGGGCGAAAUCCAUGGACCGCAGGGCAGAGCGUGCGCACCGGGACCACACACCUGAGAAGGAGUACGAUGAUGGAGGAUUCCUCUCGGUCACCCCUGAGCGGAAACUCCUCGAACGGAAGCUGCUCAAGGAGUCCCAGGUAGCUGGACGAGUGAGCGAGCCGUCCACCCUGGACCGCGUCAACAACAGAGGGGAUUCUUUCCCCAGAGGCCGUGCGUAUGAGAAAGCUACUAAGAAUGGCAAUCUUCUGAGAGACUCUUCCUCGGAGAGGAAGGAGGAGAGACACCGGAUGAAUGGGACAAUGGAGAGGCAAUACAGAUCAGAGCAGGACUCUUCCCCUGACAGCAACUAUAGCCGGGAUGAGCUGAACUAUGCAGCAGCGCCCAGACUGAAGGACUAUUACAGCAUGAUGAAGAACAACGCUGCACACAACAACGCUACCUACAACAAGACAGGACCCAUCAAUAACGCCGGAGGCCGCAGCUCAAACCAGAUCCCUGAGCCCAAGAGAAGGCUGUACAAAGAAAAUUCUAAAGACCUCAGUAUCUAGAGGGAGGAGAGUACCCUCACUGCUCUCUCCUCUGUCUGUGCAAACUACGUAACACACUGGAAUUGGACUUGUAACAAUACUAACUCUUACUCUUUAUUUGGUUGAAUUGUUUAUGAAUUGAUUUGAUUGACUAAACUACUUGUGGUCCCAUCUAGAGAUUUAUAAAAACAGCAGGAGUACAAUCCCUCUAUCAGUUUAUACUGGUUGUGUUGUCAUUGUUCUUGUUAUUUUGAGCAUAACAGAGGUUGUUGUACUGUAGUAAAGGUAUUGUAUGUGCCUGCAUAUGAAAUCAGUGAUAUUGCUUUUUGUAGGCAUUGUUGACUUUAAAUAUUUGUUCCCUUCAAAGGUCUGAAUAAUGCUUCCAUUUGUGGUAAAUCCCAAAUCCUGAGCUUGUUUUUGAAAUUAUUUUAGGUGUCCUUUUCGCUCCUGAAUUACUGACACUAUAGCUACUGAUGGUUCACAAGAACUGUGGAAGUGAAGCAAAGCUCUACAUUUAAAUUGGAUGGUGAAACUAGAGCAUUAAAUUAUAAAUAGUAAUAAUAUAUGAAAUUCCUAAUUUUGCUCUAUUUAUUUUGAACUUCACUCACAUCUUGAGUGAGCUUAAUUAAAUCUUUAAGGGCUGAAGUAGACGUGUAAGCAUGCUGUACUUCAACUUGUUUUGCAUCAUUGUUUGACAGCCCAUAUUAUUCCCAAUAGAAAUAAUUUUCAGUGACUCUGAGGCCCUUUCUACACUAACACAGAUGUUUUCUGCUGUGCUUCCACCUACCAUCCAUAGAGUUUUUGAUUAAAAACUACAUAUAAAAAAGCACUCUAAAGUGAAGAUUUGUAAAAACAUCCUCUCCACUGGAUGUCCAGAAAUUAUAUAGGAAACAAUGACCUAGAGAAACACUUCUCAUAGACCUGUUGCACAUUUCUUUUCUAGAAACCAGGUUAAUUUAAUUAAAUUUUUCUUUUCUUCAAAAGAAGGCAGACGUUAAAGAACAUAGUUCCUAAUUUUUACAGCUUUUUUCUUUCAAAUGCAUUCAGCCUUAUAUCUCACAGUAGAUCUAUUCAUUCCAGAAAAUUUUUUAUAUAUCUAGAGCGGUUUAGCUUGGAUUUGAGUUUUUGGCAAGAAAAAGUGAAGAAUAUAAAAAAAAGUCAAUGUGUGCUAUAAAUGUGUUUACGCUGGAUAUGUGGUGAUUAACCAAAAUUGUGACUUAAAAUCUGACUUAGUAAUUGCCUGCUCUUCCUUUCUGUGGUAAAAACAGUAACAACAGUGGGGUAAUUAUUCUUUCCCACAUCACCCUUGAUUUGUCUGGACUCUCCUCCCAUUCAGCUUCAAAUGUAAGCUGAAGAAGAUCUGAGGGCAAAGGAUAAACUCAGUGAAAGGAUUAUUAUUUUUAAAUUGUCAUUAAUGCUAGUAUUAUCACCACCUGCUGGCGAAGCGCAGUUAUUACAACAUUUAAAAGUUGUACUACUGAAUACAGGUAGAUUUUUAAGAAAGGACAAAAACAUUGAAAAUAUCUAGAGUAGUAUAGCUGGGGCCUGAGACUUUUUGUUUAAACCAAAUGACUAGUUUUGCCCUUCUCUAAACUGAAACAGCCUCUUUCAACUACACCCAAAUUUGUUAAUGACAAAGUGAGUUUCCCAAAUUUCUCAAAAAUCCUGUGUAGUAAUUUAGAAAAGUCAGCAUUUUUGCCAUACUGCCAGCUGAAGCUGCCAUAAAGUAUGUUUAUUCAGAUAUGCCAAAAAAAAAAAUCAUUAAUUAUCCCUGUGCAAGAUGCAUGUGUAAGUUAAAAUGUAGUGUAACAACCUUGUUAAGCCUAAAGAAACACUGUAAUCCCCAACACUUAUUUCUAGCCUAGUUCUCAUAUUUAUUACCACCAUUGUCCAUCCUCUGGGCCCUGACACAUUGAGCUGAUAAGAUUUGUUGGCACGGUAACGUACAGUGAGUCUUGGUAGACCAGACAACUAUUUCUGCCACUCUGAGCCACACUGUCACGCCACUGAAGUCUGACUGCUGUUUUUUCAUGUUUUUGUGUGAUUAUUCUCUGUUUUAUGUUUUGUUUGAAAACUAGGACUAUAUAUUGGAUGAACCACAACAAAUGCAUUGUUUCAUCACCGGUGUCACUAUGGUACUGUAUUCAAUAAAAAAAAAUAAAACCAAACAAAAAAUGAGAGGAGAGAUAGUCACAGGAGGUUGGUCAUCACCUGUAAAGAGAUUUUCUCUCCCAAUGUAACUACUAGGAACUUGUCAAGGAAUAAAAUGUUGCCUUUUUCUUGCACAAAACAGAAAUUUAUGAAGAACCUCUGCAGUGAGGAAUGUGAGAUUGUGUUUAUAUCUCUGAAAUGGACCUGACAAUUUAUGGUAAAUAUGUUGAUUUACUUUGGGUCAGGUAUAUAAAGACAUUUUAAAAAUGAAAGACUGUAUUUGGUCAAUCAACAGCUGUUAAAUGGUUUGAAUCUCUCUAUGGUUAGCCUGCCUUUGUAUUAUAAAGCACUUGUAUGCAGUCUGUGUUCUUCAAGCAUUAUUUCUUGCAGUGUGCUCCAGACAUAAUGCUGUCUCUGUGUUGAUAAAAGCAGUACAUGUAUAUGGGCCAAUCUUUUUUUUAUAUAACUAUGCAUAUAUAAAUACUACAUUGUCCAUAGCUUUAUUUGACCCAUGAAGCUAUACAUAACAUUAGUCAAAGUAAAAGUAGAUGUGGACUUAUCCAGCUUCUUUUCCUUCAGAUGGAUUACAAUGUAUAUGUAGCUAUCAAAAGAAGUCUGUGGAUGCUAUUUUUAUUAUCAAAUAAAGUUUUGCAUACAAAUUCAAAA
Gambusia affinis (western mosquitofish) is the source of this 6846-nucleotide messenger RNA. RefSeq names its product membrane-associated guanylate kinase, WW and PDZ domain-containing protein 1-like. The transcript is spliced from 22 exons. Gene Ontology annotation, biological process: signal transduction. The record is from RefSeq and is a predicted model, not a curated record. Gene Ontology annotation, molecular function: protein binding. Gene Ontology annotation, cellular component: cytoplasm. The coding region runs from base 11 to 3019 and encodes 1002 amino acids. NCBI's taxonomy places the organism in Eukaryota, Metazoa, Chordata, Actinopteri, Cyprinodontiformes, Poeciliidae.